AUGACUCCCUCGUCCCAUGGGAUGCGGCUGCAGCUCACCUCAAUGCCGCCUGAGAUACUACACCUCAUCGCCCAAGCUUACAUAGGCGACCUUAACCUUUCGUCCAAUAACGUCGCCUCGGUCCUCUCCGCCUGCUCUCUCUUCCGUGACCUCUUUCUACCCAAGCUCUACGCUUCGAUCACGAUCCACUCUGUAAGCCAGCUAUCUCGCUUCGUCUCUCCCAGCUCCGGCGCGCGUGUCUACUCACCUCAAUACACGCUGGACAGCCUCAUUAUCAACAUUGCUGGAGUACCAGGUGGAGGCGAUGGAACGUGGGCACCAACUGUAGCCGGAAUGUCACGAUCGCGCGAUCGACUCUUGCUCGCUUCCCAGGCGCUGGCGUUGUGUUGUCAAGUGCGGAAUGUCUCGCUCGAGUUUUUCAGCAUUCGACAUUCAGAGAUCCUCACCUCGGACGAGUUUCGAUGGACAGAGGCAAAAGCAUUUGAGGACGCGGUGAAAGGGUUGAGCAGAGUGCGCAAAUUCAGAUGGGUGCCGCCGAGAUGCGAUGCAAAUGCAAUCAUAGGGUUGAGCAUCGUCAUUGUAGAUCAGGUCAUUCCGUCGCUUGCCAAAGGACUUUGCGGAUGUCACGAGCUCGAGACGCUCGAGUUGUGGAAUACGAUGCUGCCAGAGAGCGGAGGUGCCGACUUGGCUCAGUCGCUUAUUCGCAUUACGCAUCAACGCAAGCGACAAGGUGUUGAUCGGCCACUUGAACUCAAUCUCCGCUCCGUGACCGGCUUGGACCCCAAGACAGUCUCGGAUCUUGCGCUAUCUCGGCCACCCAUCAAGAUCAACAUUGCAGAUGGAUUCGUUGGAUCCAUCUGGGGCGCCAGAAUCGAUAAGCACGCGGUGCAAGAGUGUAUGCGUGCUACUCUCAGUCCCACUGCAUCUACAACGAGCAGCAACACGGCUUCGCCCACAUUGUCAGAGACAUCCAACAUCGACACAAGUCGAGCCACGACGCCAGAGAUGCUAAUUCACGACACGCUGGCCAAGGCGAGCGAGAAUAUCCGCAUCAUCGAGUUGCAAGGUGGAAUUGCUGGCUCGCGAAUUUUAGCACACUGA
Molecule: messenger RNA, 1101 nt
Organism: Mycosarcoma maydis (corn smut)
Lineage: Eukaryota; Fungi; Basidiomycota; Ustilaginomycetes; Ustilaginales
Exons: 1
Coding region: 1-1101 (366 amino acids)
Source: RefSeq, a predicted model, not a curated record